CUUUGGACACCGCAGACCUAGGUGCUAUUUCAUUACUAUUUAUGUUUUUGUUUUAUAUUUUUAUUAUGUUUUUUUGGGAAAUCCAUCCAUCCAUUUUCUAUACCGUUUGUCCUCGCUGAGGUCGCAGGGAUGCUGAAGCCUGUGCCGGCUGAUUUUGGGCGAUUGGCGGGGCACACUCUGGACUGGUUGCAUUUUUAUGAAAUAUCAAAUUCAAUUCUGUGGGAGUCAAAAUAUUAUUAAAUCAAACAAAGAAAUUAGUUUUAUGCAGAUUUAAUCUGUGCUUGCUUUAUUUUCUCUAUCUCACCGAGACAAUUGGUCGCCUAGUUAUGAUAUAUGUGUGUCUUUUCGUCUAUAUCUGGAGCCUGAAGAUAUCAUCUGCAAUGUCUGGCUGAAAGAAAAGAGCAUGGGAGACCUUCACCGUCAGGUGCUACUGCCUGACAGAAUACUGGUUUAGAUCAGCAGGCAUAAAAUGCCAGCCACGGUGCAUUAACAGACUGUAGUACAGCAUUAUGCCAACAAAAGGCAAAGAUUUCAUCUCAUCGUGUCGCAUGUUCAACAAAAACUUUGAUUUUACGCCAUCCAAACUUUCUUUUAGACUGUCUUGUGACCCUUUGUGUUUCUGUUGUGAUGUUGUGAUCAACCUUUCGAAGAUGUUUUCUGAGCAAAGUUACAGAGACGGCUGCCAAAAUGAGUCCACGUGCGACCACACCGACUCACAAUGUUGUUUAAUGAAGGGGAAACAAUGCAGAUUGUUGUUUACACCAGGGUGAAGGAAGGAUGUGUACAUUAUGUGAUGGACAGGACAUCUCUUUGGACAAUUCAGACGUAACAUCUAAGUAAAUAGAGCUCUGUGAGGUCAUGUGUUCGUCAUUAAAGGACUAAUUAGAGAAGAUUUCAAGCCAUGGAGUGGCCUUUCAUUUUUUCAUGUAACCAGUUCAGUUCAUGUGCAGAAAAUUAACUAAUUGAAAUUUGUAAUUUCAACCUAGUCCAAGUUUUAAGUUUGAAGAAACAAAAUGAUUUACAAAUUCUUAUUCCUGAAAUCCAGCCUUUAGUUCUCCAGGCGGAUAGGGGGCAGUAUGGUGCGACGAACCUGAACAAAAGUGAUGGAAGUGUCGGCCCCUUUUAGAGAGCCGGUUCUUUCGGCUCGACUCACCAAAAAGAUCCGGCUAUAUCAGCUCCCAAGUGGCUCCUCAGAUGUUUUUCUUGUCUUAAAUUAAUUACCAAAUGAUGUGUAUUGUGUAAAAUGAAUUAAUAAUUUUUAAAAUGUUAAGUAUUUAAAUGUAUUUAUUUAAACCUCAAUGAACAGAUACAAAAAUAUAUCAUAACAUAAUGUCAUAUUGUACAAUACAAGGACCCAUCUCAAUAGACAAAUUGGGUCAAAAUAGGUCAAAACUCUUCAUGCAAAUUUUUUAGGAACGAAUUGGCUCAGUGUGGACACAGAGACGCUACCACACAUCUUGACCAAUGACUUUCGCCUUUAACAGAAAAAAGACGAGGAAAAUAGCAAUCGGCUCCCAAUUGACUGCCAACGACUCCUAUUCGUUCAUUUCAAAGAGCUGGCUCUUAAAGCCGAUUCGUUCGCGACCGACACAUCACUACUGCACAGGAGGACCGGUUAGCUACAGCAUGGUUCUGAGUACUGACUUUUGAGACCUUCAUUGUUUUGAAGGAUUAUUAAAGGAGUUAACACGGUAUUCCUUAGUAUAACAGAAAUAAUUAGGCACUCGCGUCCACACCCAGGGUCCACCAUGGAGCCUGUAGUGCACCAGGUUCGGAAUAAGGUCUUCCAGACCCUCCACAGAAUUGGACUGCUUUCCCGAAGGAACCAUUCUGUCUGCGCUGAGCAUUUGCAUGCACCUGCCUCUUCUUAUACUAGACAAAUGAAACCCACGCUCACGGUGUCCCGUCUUUAUCAGCCGUCAAACCUACGUGACAGCCGAAUGCAAGCGGACCUUACCUGUAAGAGCCACAGACUCAUGCUGCAGGCCGGACUCAUUUAUCCUUCCAAUCCAGGCUGCUACUACUACCUUCCUGCUACUGUGCGCUCAAUGGAGAAACUGGUGAGAGUGAUUGACCAGGAGAUGCAGCAGAUCGGUGGGCAAAAGCUGGAUAUGCCUAGUUUGUGCUCAGCUGAUCUCUGGAGAACCAGUGAGCGUUGGGACUUGAUGGGAAAGGAACUGUUCCGUCUGAAAGAUCGCCACGGUGUCGACUACUGUUUGGGUCCCACGCACGAGGAGACUGUGACCACUCUGGUGGCUCACCAGCCCACCCUGUCCUACAGACAGCUCCCUCUGCUGCUUUACCAGAUCACGCGCAAAUUCCGAGAUGAGCCGAAGCCAAGGUUUGGUCUUCUACGAGGAAGGGAGUUCUACAUGAAGGACAUGUACUCUUUUGAUGUUAGCGAGGAAGCUGCUCAUGAAACGUAUGAGUCUGUGUGCCACGCAUACACUCAGGUCUUCGCACGAUUGGGCCUGCGUUGCAUUCAAGUGCAGGCCGACACUGGGACCAUAGGCGGAAAACUCUCCCAUGAGUUCCAGUUGCCCACAGACAUUGGCGAGGACAGACUUCUCGUGUGUGGUAGCUGCUCCUUCUCGGCCAACGUAGAGACCAUGGCGUCGGACAGAAGUGACUGCCCACAGUGCAAAACUGGUAAACUCAUUGAGUCUAAAGGCAUUGAGGUCGGCCACACUUUUUACCUAGGCAAAAAGUACUCUCAAGUGUUCAAUGCCACCUUCAGCAAUGCCCAGAACAAGUCGAGUGUUUCGGAAAUGGGCUGCUAUGGCCUCGGAGUGACACGUAUUCUUGCUGCAGCCAUAGAGGUGAUGUCGACAGAUGAAUGCAUCCGCUGGCCAGGUCUUCUAGCCCCUUACCAGGUGUGUGUUUUACCCCCGAAGAAGGGCAGCAAGGCUGAUGAGGCGACAGCUGUGGCAGAAGAGCUACUUCACACUUUAGGAGAGACUUUGCCACAUUUGAGAGGCGAAGUUGUUCUUGAUGACCGCACCCAGUUGACCAUUGGGAAAAGGCUGAAGGACGCCACCCGACUGGGUUACCCAUACGUCAUUGUGGUUGGACAGGGAGCGCUAGAGGACAUACCCAAGUUUGAGGUGAUCUGUCAGCAAACCGAUGAGACAUUGUUUCUUCCUAAAGAUGAACUCUUACAACUUUUGGCAAAACUGGAAACCAUUUGAUUUGAAAAUGAGGUCUAAAUUAUAUUUUAAUGUUCAAUUAAUCAACUGCUUCGAAGUGUGGUGUGAUAAUGAUGGUAGCAGGGGUUAAAAUAAUGUUUGUGUGGUAUUAGAGAUCUGACUGGACAAUUAUCUACCAUCUAUGCAUUCACUAUACAGUUACAUAUGCACAUACGGUGUUGUGCAGGUGUACAUUUUUUAUACUCAGUGAUUUUAAACCAUGUAAAAUGAUCAAAAACAUUUGUUCAUGUCCUUUUCCGUUACGUAUCAAGGACUCCUGGGCCCGUAUUCCCAACGCGAAAGAGGAAAGGAGUAGACUCUCCGAAAGCAAAAUUACAGUGAUUUAAUAACAUACUACCGUCUCGAUCGUGCAGGGAUGUUUGUGAUGGACCUCAUUAGGCAUGAGCUUACCAGUCCCACCCAGCGUAGUAGCGCUAUAACGCCUGAGAUGUAAGUCAGCACAACAUUGCGAUAGCUGGCCACAGGAAAAAUAUAUAUUUUUUUGUUUUGCAAAAGAAGGCCAAAAUCAUCCAACAUGCUGAGAAGUUUUCUCUAUUAAAACAGCCUACACGUCAGCUUUAUUUUAUUAGUGUCAACAUUUGAACUUUUUCCUUUUUGGUCUUUUUUUUUUUUCCUAUUUUUGUUUGUAUUUGUAGAAUGUGUCAUGUUUCAAUAAAACAUUAGUUUGUGCAAAAAUAGCUAAACAAAAGCAAAAUCUACUAUUGCACUUAUUCAUAUCCUUUGGUGUAUUGCUCCCUACGCCCUCUUGUGUCCAAUAACUUCCAUCCCUAAAUGUGUAAAUUAUACCGAUACUGUUUAUUGUCGACAUUCGGAUCUCCCUCUAAUAACAUCAAUGUUGUUCCUCAUAGAAGAUACAAGGCAAUGUGAUUCAUUGCUAAAUUGAAUUCCAGUGGAGCAGUUCCACUCAGAAGAUGUAAGAUGGUGUCAGUACAGCAGUUCCACUCAGAAGAUGUUAGAUGGUGUUGUAAUCACAACUUAAAUUACAUUACUCAUAAAUUAUUUUUAUUAUUCAGGACAUACUGGAUUUUUAUUUUCUGUAGCACCACUCACUGCCGAAGGAACAAUAUGUGAUUGGGAGACAGUGCUGUAUACUAAAUUGUGUGGUUGCAAAUUGUCAUAAGCUAAAUAAAAAUA
Molecule: messenger RNA, 4340 nt
Organism: Dunckerocampus dactyliophorus (ringed pipefish)
Lineage: Eukaryota; Metazoa; Chordata; Actinopteri; Syngnathiformes; Syngnathidae
Gene: pars2
Product: prolyl-tRNA synthetase 2, mitochondrial
Exons: 4
Coding region: 1749-3188 (479 amino acids)
Biological process (GO): prolyl-tRNA aminoacylation
Cellular component (GO): cytoplasm; mitochondrion
Molecular function (GO): ATP binding; proline-tRNA ligase activity
Source: RefSeq, a predicted model, not a curated record